Sarcophilus harrisii (Tasmanian devil) is the source of this 2308-nucleotide messenger RNA. RefSeq names its product POTE ankyrin domain family member A-like. The transcript has 18 exons. The record is from RefSeq and is a predicted model, not a curated record. Gene Ontology annotation, molecular function: protein binding. Bases 595 to 2289 code for a protein of 564 amino acids. NCBI's taxonomy places the organism in Eukaryota, Metazoa, Chordata, Mammalia, Dasyuromorphia, Dasyuridae.
CCAGCUGGGAAGGAAGAAUCGAGGCAAGACUGCAUCUGUUCAUCCAGGGGGCUCCUCUUCAGGCUGGGCGCCGCCUUUGGGUUUACAGAAUUGUGAUAAAGCGCUGCCAAACUUGAGAGAUUAUCGAGUAGAAUGUCUUCAUUUUACAAAAGAAACGGAAUCUCGGGAAGGAAGCGCUUUGCCCAUCAUUACAAAAGUAAGCAAGGUCCCGAGAUGCGAACGCGAGGCCCGGAGCUCACCCACGCUCGUGAUCCACCGCUUCGGACUUCUGGCGCGGACAGCUAACGGUCGAGCACUCACCGGCGCAUCACUUGACUAUCGCAUCCUCGUGAGCUGAUAAACCUGAUAAACGCACGCGCAGUUCAUUUUCCAUUUUCCCUCCUGCCAUUGCCAGGGUUGCAGUCGGCUCUAGGGCUGAAUCGGUUAUAACUGCUGCGGGCUCGCAGGUCUCUACCUCCGGCCUGGAGUUAUUGAUAUUUCCCCUUUUAGUUCCUCCUUUAAUACCCCCUUGAAUUUCCCCUCCCAGCGGGCUGAGGGGCCCGGAGAAGUCUCUCCUGCGGGUUCUCUCUCCCAGUCGGGAAUGCUGCCUCCGAGAUGAAGAAGAUUUUCAACUUCGGCAAGAAGAAGGGGCAAUCAACAUCUCGCCCCUUCAACAAGGUGCCGAGUUACUUUGGGGUCCAAACCCCUUACCCCACCGAAGGCUAUCAGAUCCGGAGCAAGGACCUCGGGAAAAUCCACAAAGCUGCCUUGCUCGGAGAUGUGGCGAAGGUGCAGCAGCUGCUGCAGCUCGGAAAAAGCACCGUAAAUGAACUGGAUAAAAUGAAGCGAACACCUCUUCAUUUGGCUUGUGCUAAUGGAUAUACAGACCUUGUGUCUCUCUUACUAGAAAAAAAAUGCGAACUGAACUUAUUGGAUGAUGACAAUCGAACACCUUUAAUGAAGGCAAUAGAGUGUCAGCAGGAGGAAUGUGCAACAAUCCUGCUGGAACAUGGCGCAGACCCUAAUCUUAGGGAUAAGGACAACAACACUAUACUUCACUACGUUGCCUGUGGUCGGACCAAAUUCAUGGCAGAAAUACUGGUUAAAUAUAAAGUUGAUAUUGAGGCAAAAAACAAGGAAGGCCUUACACCACUUUUGCUUUCAAUUACAAGUAUGAACACUGAAUUGGCAGAUUUUCUCUUGAAAAAUGGAGCAAACGUGAAUGUCUUGGAUAGCUAUAAAAGAACACCCCUUAUGAUUGCUGUCAGUAUGGAAAGUUUAGGGUUGGUCACUCUUCUUCUUCAAAAUAAUGCUGAUUAUACCCUACGAGAUGAAAGUGGAUGGACAGCUUAUACAUAUGCUGAGCAGUAUGGUUAUCCCCUACAUAUUUAUCACAAACAAAUUGAAAAACAGGAAGAAUAUAUUGAACAACAGAAGAAACAAUUUGAGAAAGAGAAGCUUUGUCCACCCCAAAUCAGCUGUUCAGAGAAGCCUUCUGAUACUGAAUUUGCUUUGGGUGCAUCAUCCCUGGACAAAAAAGCAGAAGGAAGUGCUGCAAACAAUUCUGUAAGCAGUGUCUCUGACAAACCAGGACCUGAUGAUCACUUGCCAAGCGCAGAUGAUGAAUUGGAUUUUGACAUGAAGCAUUCCCAUGAAAAUCUCCCGGGAAUAUCUGCAAAACAGAUAGUUGUAUCAACAGAUCAAAGCUCAAAAGACAGUGAUUCAUUGGGACAGCAUGAAGCAGAAGGAAGUUCUACAAGUGAUUCUCUAAGCAGUGUCUCUGACAAACCAGGAUCUGAUGAUCACUUAUCAAGCUCAGAUAAUGAAUUGGAUUUUGACAUGAAGCAUUCCCAUGAAAAUCUCCUGGAAAUAUCUGCAAAACGUAUAGUUGUAUCAACAAAUCAAAACACAAAAGACAGUGAUUCAUUGGGACAACAUGAAGCAGAAGGAAGUUCUACAAGCGAUUCUGUAAGCAGUGUCUCUGACAAACCAGGAUCUGGUGAUCACUUAUCAAGCACAGAUGAUGAAUUGGAUUUUGACAUGAAGCAUUGCCAUGAAAAGCUCCUGGAAAUAUCUGCAAAACGUAUAGUUGUAUCAACAAAUCAAAACACAAAAGACAGUGAUUCAUUGGGACAACAUGAAGAUCAUACAGGAAGAAAUCCUACUGCAAAGCCUAUUCUAUCCUCUUGUGAAAUAAAAGAUGCAUUUACAAACCAAGAAGAAGGAGUCAAGGAAAUUAAAACAAAAUUAGAUGUCAUAGAAGAAUUUGAUUUAACUGACACAGGUAAAGUUGAUAAUUCCAUAAUUUAGGAAGAAAAGAGAUAUAUUU